AUGGCUAACACGAAGCCUAAAGAAGGAAUCAAGACUGAAAGCAAGGACCACAUUAAUUUCAAGGUGGCAGGGCAAGGCAGCUCAGUAGUGCAAUUUAAGAUUAAGAAGCAAACACCACUUAGGAAACUAAUGAAAGCCUAUUGCGAACCAAAGGACACACCUGCACAGUUGGAAAUGCAGAAUGAAGAUACAAUUGAUAUAUUCCAACAGCAGACUGGAGGUGUUUACCAAAAAGAGAACCUAUAA
Messenger RNA from Monodelphis domestica (gray short-tailed opossum), 246 nucleotides. NCBI's taxonomy places the organism in Eukaryota, Metazoa, Chordata, Mammalia, Didelphimorphia, Didelphidae. The record is from RefSeq and is a predicted model, not a curated record.